This is a messenger RNA of Salvia splendens (bonfire salvia), 2598 nucleotides long. Its product is annotated as putative late blight resistance protein homolog R1A-10. Gene Ontology annotation, biological process: defense response to other organism. NCBI's taxonomy places the organism in Eukaryota, Viridiplantae, Streptophyta, Magnoliopsida, Lamiales, Lamiaceae. The record is from RefSeq and is a predicted model, not a curated record. Gene Ontology annotation, molecular function: ADP binding. The coding region runs from base 610 to 2427 and encodes 605 amino acids. The transcript has 2 exons.
UUGUCAGGCAAAUGGCACCUGUUUAUGUUGUAGUGCUGUCAUUGAACUAUAUACAAUGCUCGGGGUCUUGAUAUGUAGAAAAUUGAAAUUUAAUAUUCUUUUUAAUAACGUGCUCAUUAUUAAAAAUAAUAAAAGGUAAAGGUGUUAAUUAAUUUAGGAGGGAUGCGGUAUUCAACAACUGAGCAUUCAGGUAUGCUUAAAUUACUAUAAACAAAUGAAAUAUAGUACUAGAUUUGGAGGAGACCGGGUAAGGCAAGAUCAGGACGGAGGUGAAUGCUUUGAAUGAUCGAAUCAAAGUGAUCAUAUGGGAAUUCGAAGAUUUACUCGAAUCCCAUGUCUCAGAUCAGAUUCUUGCACAGCUCGAAAGCUCGCAACCAGGUGAGAGAGAUGACUUGUGUUUCUCUGUAGAUCUAGUGAGUCUGUGGGUGAGUUUUGAUUGCUUCGUCAAGAGGAUGAGGGAUAUGGAGGCGGAGUAUGAUAUUGAACUGGCGAAUAUGCCUGAGGAAGAAGGCGAACCUAUUUCCUCAAGGAUUGAUUUCCGUGGAAUCAACUCACACAUGGUUGGAUUAUCGGCUGAAUUUGAACGAGUAAGGGAUUUUUUUCUUGAAAAUGAAGCGGACGUCCUUGGACUUAUUGGGAUGGCCGGGGUUGGAAAGACAACAUAACGUUCGGAUCUUGUAUACAAGCAGGUUAGGAACUACAAUAUCCUUGGGUAUUAGAUUGCGUUUGUUGGAUGAAAAAGAGAGUAAGAAAUUACUUGGUGAGAAGGUGUUUGGUGAAGAAGGGUUUCCUCCUCACCUUGAGAAAUUGGGAGAGAAGAUUGCCAAAAAGUGUGAAGGUCUUCCACUUAUGAUAGUCAAAGUUUCAGAGCUUCUAUCCGAAGAAGACAAGACCACUGAAUUCUGGACUGAGGUAGCUGAAAAACAACAUAAUUCAAUCUUCGUGGAUGCAUAUGAUCAAAUAUCAGAGGUACUUUUCCCAAGCUACGACUACUUGCCUCAAUAUUGGAAAAUGAUUUUCCUCUAUUUAGGAGCUUUCCCUCCGUAUAGUAAAUUAGAUUUACAUACGAUCUUCAAUCUUAUGCUUGCUGAGAGGUUUUUGGAACCGUUUGGAGAAAAAAACGUUGUAGAUUUUGGGACAGAAAUUGUUGAUAGCCUUGUUUUUAUGUAUCAUGUUAUUCUGUGCGAAGUAAAUCCAAUCUCUGCGUUAUCAAGGAGCAAGUUUCAUGUACAUUCUUGUUGGCAGCACUUGUGUAGGAAAGAAGCUAGUAAGAUCAAGUUUUUGCAUGUUUUACAAAGUUGUGAUGAUGUUAUGAAAGACCAGCGUCGUUUGGGUGCUCAUAGCAACACUUUGUUUGCCUUCAAACAAGUGUCCGAUUUAAUAAAAAGUGAUUGCGCAGCCACUAUCCGUUCUCUCCUUUUUCUUGGUCCUUACCACCAAUUUCCGGUUUCAAUACCUGCCAUGGAUUACAAGUUGCUAUGGGUACUAGAUGCUUUUAAUGUCAGAUUUUACCAAGUCCCACUUGAAAUCCUGAAACUAGUGUGUCUAAAGUACCUUUCCCUAACUUGCAACAACGACGAGCUCCCUAUAUCCAUAUCCAACCCUUUUCAACUUCAAACCUUGAAUAUCGGACAACAUAUGAAUAUUAAAAAGCGUGGAGUCCACUCAUAUGUUCCGGUGGAAAUAUGGAAUAUGCUAGAACUGCAACAUAUUGAAAUCAUGGGAAGAGACCUACCAACCCCUAAUUCUGAUGCAACUUUGGACAAACUCAUCGGUCUUCGUGGUGUGAGUGCAAAGAGUUGCACUAGAGAAGUUCUCCAAAGAAUUCCUAAUUUACAAGAAUUAGCAAUGUGCAUGGAGUUGAGGCCUUAUGAUGACGAUGAUGAUGAUGAUUCGUUCAUUGCAAUGAGCCGCUUGGGUUAUAUAUCAAAAGAAGUGCAGAAUUUGGAGCGACUUAUAUAUGUUGUAACCAACCCUGAGAUGAAAUAUGAGUUUAUGAUUCCUCUUGGAAUGUUCCCAUCAAGUUUGACAUAUUUGCAUUUGAGUGGCUUAGGGUGGCCAUGGGAGUACAUGAAUGACAUUGGUUCGCUACUACCAAAUCUUGAGUCUCUCACCUUAAGUUGUUAUGCCUUUCGAGGCCCAGAGUGUGUUAUGAAGUUCAAAUGUUCUUUGAACCUUGAGCAACUUGUAAUUGAAGACACUGAUUUGGUGCGAUGGACCGCUCAACAUGGAAGCCUCCCAAAGCUUGGCAUGCUAAGCAUUUUGGACUGCUACAAAUUCAAACAACUCGAUUGGACGCGUGAUCCCUCAACGGCCACAAUGCCGACAAUUGAAUUAGUGGACUGCAGUCCCAGUGUUAUAUCUUCCGCCAUGAAAUUACUUGGUGCUGGCUUUAAAGUUGAUUUGCGCACUUCUUACCUUAGAUGAGAAGUCGUAGCAAGAGUUUCAGCUGGAUUUACAGGUGAUGGCGGCUUAUGGUGCAGCCAUUUCUCUCAAGAAUACGAUUCAACGUAUUCUACAAUCGCCUCGCAUUUCGCUGGUUUCUGUUUUCACUGGAAUUUCUCUGAAGCCGCACUGGCGACCGGCGAUUUCUCUAAA